AUGAAGGAGAAGGCCUUCCGCCCUAUAACAGUAGAAGAAAGCCCUUACCCAAGCAAGUUUUCUAUUUACGUAGUGAUCAAAGAAGUCAAGUUGCUUAUCACGUUGCCUUCUAGGAGAAAUAGAGUGGUUAGGACAACUCGUUUACUGAGCACAACCCACAACGGUAGCUCGGGACAGUUAAGACAAGACGGUUGCCUCUCCGAGAAAGGGUCAAGAAGGCCCAGGCCUACGAUUGGAAAGCUAAAGCCUUCCCUUAGAAAGCGCCGGAUUGAGAUGAAACUGCUUCUUCUGCCCACAAGGCCGUAUACUAUCGGUUUCGUCGCUGUCCUACCGCCUAUGGUCACUACUAUAAAGAAAAGAAACCGGUUCAACUGUAGCUUAGACCGGACAGGUGGUGGGUCAGCUGACUCAAUCCAAUCAAUUGCUUUCACUCGGGUUGGAGUUGGAAGGUGUGCUCAGUCUCAUCCGUGUCCGGAGCCGGCCGGUAAUGGAUCUACUUACCUUGCUUAUGGACCAGCUGCAGAGCUAACCCUUGUUCUAUUGUUCUUUCUCACAUCUGAACUCAAUGCCGAGCCACCUGUGACUCACUCCACUACAUCUAGUUGUCCCUACUCAAAUGCUUCAUUGCUGCCUUCCACUACAGCAGUGGACACAUCACCUGCUCUUGAUCCAAGUCGUAGUUCUCCUGAGGCACCACCUCCUUCUUCUUCUAUGUUCCGCAUGCAGUCGAUAUCUCCAACUCCACUCCUACUUAUACCAAAGCUGCCAUUCACAUUAUGGAGGAAGCGGCUUGAUGCCAAAAUUCCCGGGAAUAUGCUGUUGCCAGCGUCCUCAUCAUCGACCUUUGGUGGGCUCUCCCCGAUUGAGGAACUUUCAACUGGGGACUCCGAUGAGAGGAUGCUCGCGGAGAAUGCUCCCGCGCCCUUACUACGCUCUUGCACUAUUAGCCCAUAUAAGUGCUUUAAACAAAUAAGGGCGCUCUUCCCCGAGUUUGAGGGGAGGCAGAUAAAUGUCAAAGUACACAAAGGAUGGGGAAGAAUCUGCCGAUAUAUACCUAAAAUGGAAAAAAAGAAAGUGGUAUGGGGCGAAUACAGCCUUAAGCAGAUAUUGGAAAUUGGAGAUGCAAGUGCGAAAGACCAAGCUAUUCCAUACAAGCCAGAAAAGACAGGAGGAGCCGUUGUUAUAGAGAAAGUCAUGAAGUACGACGAAUGGUAUGAUGCCCUCGAAGAUCCCGCCCUGAAGGAUACUCUUAUUAGAUCGUAUUCAAAUCUGAGGGGACUAUUUGAAGAUCUCAAGGUUGCAAAAGAUAGGCAAUCGAACGCGAAAGCCCCUACAGAUAUUCAACUUGACCCAGAAGCCUUUCACCCAGUCGUCAUGCCAGCAUCCAAUCUCC
Messenger RNA from Dovyalis caffra, 1393 nucleotides. The record is from the annotation of a GenBank genome assembly. NCBI's taxonomy places the organism in Eukaryota, Viridiplantae, Streptophyta, Magnoliopsida, Malpighiales, Salicaceae.